This is a messenger RNA of Cajanus cajan (pigeon pea), 759 nucleotides long. NCBI's taxonomy places the organism in Eukaryota, Viridiplantae, Streptophyta, Magnoliopsida, Fabales, Fabaceae. The record is from RefSeq and is a predicted model, not a curated record.
AUGGUAUGUAGUGGGUUUGAAGUUCAACUCAUGCUGUGUAUAGCAAAUCUUUUGGAUUGCUCUUCUUGGUCAGGGGCUGGACCAGGGCUAAUGGACGCUGUUACUCAAGGUGCCAUACUAGCAGGAAAACCAGUUAGUGGAUUCAAGAUAGGAAGAAAAGCUGGGGAGUGGACAACCUCUAACUUUCAUUCAUACUUACCAUCAGAAAAUUACCUCACCUAGGCCUGCAGGUUUUUCUCUGCAAGGAAGCACACUGUUGAUGCUGUAGUGGGGAACAAUUCAUUUGAUAGGUUGGUUGGUACUCUAGAUGAGUUGUUUGAUAUACUGGAAUUAAUUCAGCUGCACUGGAAUGGAUCUAAGUUUCCUGUUCUCUUCCUGUUGAUGAACUAUGAUUCAUUUUACUCAAAGCUGUUUCACUUUUUAAAUGAUUGUGAGGGUUCGGGAACUGUCUCUAAAGGAAAGGUUGCAUCAUUGUGGAAGGUUUGUAACAGCAACUCAGAAGAUUUGGCAUACCUUGAAGAAUUCUACUGCAUUUAUAUUCUAGUGACAAAAGUAAGAAUGUCACUAAAUUGUAUAAAAACCGGAUGGAAUGACCAGUUUGGGGGAAGAAAGUGAAACUUUUUGAAUUUGGAAGAAUAAAUAAAAAAAAUGGAGAGAAAAGUGUAUUUUAGCCUAAUAUUAAAAAAAAAAUUAAUGUGUGAGGACACCGUAUAUUUAGUUAUAAUAUUUGAAUAUCUAUUUAAUGAUUUGAAUGUUUAU